Molecule: messenger RNA, 3566 nt
Organism: Penicillium canescens
Lineage: Eukaryota; Fungi; Ascomycota; Eurotiomycetes; Eurotiales; Aspergillaceae
Product: F-box and WD domain protein
Exons: 2
Coding region: 105-3479 (1124 amino acids)
Biological process (GO): proteasome-mediated ubiquitin-dependent protein catabolic process
Cellular component (GO): proteasome regulatory particle, base subcomplex; nucleus; cytosol
Molecular function (GO): polyubiquitin modification-dependent protein binding
Source: RefSeq, a predicted model, not a curated record
CACGCUUCGUACAACCUCCUCUUACCCUGCAUUCUAUUCCCUCGACUGAUCCAGACUCUACUGGCUCAGUCGCUACCACUCCAUUCUUUCCUCAAGACCUUUUUAUGCAACCAGAGCCAACUGCCGUAUCUCAACGUGCGACCCCCGUUGACUCAUCCCAAGUCGAUCCCAGUUCCACCCAGCAUGGACAUGACCUCGAUGACGCUCAAGUCUCUGACCUUCUCGAGCGAGAGAAGACCAGGGACUCUACAGACGUCCCGGGCAUGCCGGUUCAAGGUGAACAGCACGCGUCCGUGAAUGUUGACGGUCGCCCUGCCCCGCCCCAAGUCGAUAGAGUGAGUCAGUAUGAGAAUGCUGGAACUCCCGGGACUCCUCCUAUGCAACAGGAUGACCUUGCAUUCCGGGUAGUGGCUUCCACCGGACAGUUGCAAGGUUCUCUUGAGACGUUUCCCAAUGAGGUCCUCACCCACAUCCUCUCCCACCUCCCUCCACAGUCGUUGUCGGCUAUCACCUUGGUGUCUCGUCGAUUCCAUGCGCUGGUCACAACGCCCCACGCCUGGAGGAUCGCCUUUUCGCGUUUCUUCCCGGGGCCGCAAGCCGUUGAGGAUGAUCGGCAUGCCACGGCCAAUGAUGCAGACUUGCUGGCUGACCGGCGGUACUUCACAAGGUUGACUGCGCUGGCGUCUUGGCGCAGCGAAUACAUUCUUCGUACCCGUUUGAUGCGAUCUUUGUCUCGAGGCAAACCUGCGCAGUUCGAGCCGCCCAAGAGGAACGGUACCGUACGCACUGCGAGUGCUCGCCAUGGGAGCGCGAUAGCAACAUAUACUUCGAAUCUGCUGUUCCCCGUUAGCCACAUCCACGGGUCUUUCAGUCCCGACAAGGACCCCCACUUCAUUCAUGCCGCUGCGGAGCAAGGUAUUGCAUCUGCAAGUGAUCCGUCGACCAUUAAAGUCGGCACCUGGGGUGUUUCUGAUCAUCAGAUGUUCCGUCACUUUGCGGACCUAUUCCCCGGAGAAGCACAAUAUGGUCUCGGAGCUGGUGACAUGGUUGGUCUGCCCAAUGUGAUGGAUGUCAGCCAGCCAUAUGGAAUGGUCUACGGCGAAGCCUGUCCGCAAGGACGCAGCUACUUCAUUUCAACUACGGAGCAGCGUGGUCGGUUCCUGGUACCUUCGGAAUUGGGUUCUCACCCAAAACUCGGAAUACCUGCCGUGAACAUGAUUACCCAUGCUGUUUGCUCAGUAUGGAUUGCCAAAUCCUCUAACAUUCUCAAGAUGACAGAGGGGCUUAUUGGAAUGAUGUCUGGUUCGUCCUCUGGAGUGCUGACAGCGUAUUCUUUGGGUCCCCAUCCGACUUACGAAAAGCGAUAUGAACGAGGUCAACCAACUGCUAAAUGGGUUCUAAGUCCUGGUGUGCCUAUCAUUGGAAUUGCCGUUGAUGAACAAUGUUCGACCAAGCGCCAAUCAGAAAGACGCAUUUGGGCUGUUGCUUUAAAUGCCUUGGGAGAAGUCUUCCAUCUUACUGAACUUCCUCGGCAGCCGGAUAUCCCUUUUACCGCCAAACUCGAUGCUGAGCAACUUGAUGAGCUAGCUUGGAAGACUGGCAGAAGUGUGCGCUGGGAAUUGGUCGAGGCAAGCAGACGUGUGGCACGCCCAGACCCGUUCAACCGUGAACUGGUCGAUGGCAGCUACAGCCCGCGGUCAUCAUCGGAUUCCAUGGCCCUCAAUGAAUAUCAGAUUGCGGCUGAAACAAAAGAGAUUGAAAAGUUUCUUUCGUUCAAACCAAAACACUUCCGCAAGGUCUGUGAAAGCUGGAAUAUGCAACGCGACCUCAAGGUGGACUUUGCUGGUGGUGACGGUCGUGGGGUUGGCGAGUCGGUUAUUGUCAUUGUCCGCGGUUCGGGUGAAGACGAACAGGCAUCGAUCAAGCGAUUCACGCGCUCUACUUCAAUUCACGAUUUGGCCUCGCCCACGCCGGAGUCCCGUCCUCUCGCCACCCCGCCGCCGUCACUGUUUGGUGGCCCAACGACCAUCUCGACUCCGCCCGUGAGCAGUGUCCCCUCUUCUCGAUCUUCCAGCCGGAUGGCCCGAUCAGCUACUACAAACUAUGAAUGGCGCCUGUCAGAGUUUAUCUUCGGUGAUCGCAAAUCUGUGGAAAUCAGUACCACUGCAUUUGAUACUUCCACCUUUGCGACUAUCACGGCGGAAGAGGAUCCUCUCCUAGCAAUGUCUGGGAGCUCUCACUCAUCUGCGACUUCUUCGCCGAUGUUGCCUCACAUGGAGCAGCCGCGCUCCAGUCUUGAUGUUCCUGGGCAACGCGCUCGAUAUCUCGCAGUUGGAACCAAGAAUGGAAUGGUCUUUGUCUGGAACAUUCGGGCACCAGCAGCGCCGUCUACUGAGAUCAUCAAUUCCAUUUCUCCUCUGCGCAUUAUCCAAACGGAUUCGCCUCAAGUGUCUUGCCUGGCCGUCACAUCUUUGUAUUUGGUACACGGCGGCAAUGAUGGUCUUGUACAGGCUUGGGAUCCUCUCGCAUCUUCUACAAGGCCAAUUCGAACUAUCAAUUCUCGCUUCUCAUCCCGCGCCCGUCGUCGUCUAGUACAAGCUGAGGCCUCUGUCCUAGGUGUUGGCAACAAUUUCUACGCUACGGGGGCCAUUUGCCUUGAUACAGACCCCACUGUGUUGCGUGGAAUGGUCUCACUUGGCACGCAUUUGCGAUACUGGUCAUACAGUUCUUCUGCGGCUGAUCAGUACAAAACCAGUAAGCGUCGCCUGCGUCGCUUAAUGCGUGGCAACAACAGCACUCCUGAAGGUCAACGUUUUAACAACAGUGGCCGGGGCGCAAUCCAGGACUACAUCGAAGAUGAACGUGUGGAAAUGGAACGACAGAAGAUCGCGGAUGAGAAAGAGCGAGCCCACCUGAGUCAACGUUUCGGAGUUGACCUGUUAGGCCCGGAUGUUGAUGAGGAGCAGCUUUUGAUGUAUGCCCAACUUCUGAGUCAAGAGGCUUACUCGGGCGACGCCACAAAGAACGAGGAAAAUGCAGCAGUCUCUAGCUCGGUCACAAGUGCCUCCUUCCCCGAUACUGUUGGUCCCAGUUCCUUUGGUCUCGGCGACAUCUCAUCCUCUUCAUCCCCCUAUCAAGAUCCCGUGGAUGACAAUGAUGACGAUGAGCUGGCCGAGGCAAUACGCCUCAGCUUGCUCGCGGAACAGGGUGUUCCUCCGCCCUUCGAUCUGACGCCCUCUAUUCCCAUCAAAUAUGCGAAAGGAAUGCAACCACGUCAACCAUCGCCUGGGGCUCAAGAGGCCGAGGGAAGUAGACAACAAGAAAUGGAUGAUCUGGAAUUUGCCAUUCAGCUAAGCUUGGCCGAAGGCAACAGUCGUGGAGAGGACCAGGAGCGGGAAGAGUUCCCAUCCCUCGCACCACCUAUGUCGACCUCGCCAUCAGGUAAGGGCAAGGGGAAAGUGAGAGCCAUUUGGGAUUAAGUUGAAGAAAUUGUGUCAUUUUUGGAUUUGUUUGAUUUAUUGUUUAAUUACAGUGCUCCGUUUCGCGCUUUCAUCGUCUAGAAUAUU